AAGGCUUCAUCUUCAUAAGUUAGCUCAAUUGCUAGCAAGGCAUAGCCUCAUCACCAACAUGGACUUACCUUCAAUCCUUGAAUCAAGCUCCAGCGAGGAAAGAUGGAUCGAGCAAGUGAGCAAAAUCCUCGAGAAAGAGGUGAUGAUUGAUAUAGACCUUCCAGUUUCAAUAUUUCGUGCCCCUGCAGCUCUAAGUGCUUUCAAGCCACAAGCUUACAUGCCUAGGCUAGUGGGCUUGGGGCCGUACCACCAUUUCCGCUCUGAGCUCUAUGAAAUGGAAAGAUGCAAGCUUGCUGCAGCCGGCAGGCUGCAAAAGAUGUUCCACGGCAUCAAGUUCGAGCAGCUCGUGUACAAGCUCGACGAGCUCGAGCAACAAGUCCGAGCCUGCUACCACAAGUAUCUGGACAUUGAAGGGCAUACCUUGUCUUGGAUUUUGGCCAUUGAUGGCCUGUUCUUGAUUGAUUUUAUUUACUUAUUUACCAACAGAAAGGAAGAGACCGAUCUCUGUUCAACUACAACGGCUGUCUUGGUUGAUUGUGGCGGAAAGAAGCUGGCUAGCGAUGAGAUCUUAGGAGACAUUCUGAUGCUGGAAAACCAAGUACCGAUCUUUGUCCUGAGCAAGAUCUUGUCGGUCCAUUUCCUUCCAGACGAUGUUUUACCUUCGAUUUUGAUGAGUUUAUGCAAAGCCCUUUCGCCAUUGAAGUUCAAGGAGAAUGUCCCUUUAUCCGAUGUUCUCAAGCGUGCCCAUCUGCUGGACCUUUUGCACCACUUAACCGUGCCCAAAUUGGAGGUUGAAGACGAAUACCGUAGCAUAUAUGCCGAGAACGAUGAGUCUCAGAACCUUAAGGACGAUUCUCAACAUGUUUUCGCCCAGCUUUGGUCCAAUUUCUCAGGCCUAAACGUUGGGUUUGUGAGAAAAAUUACCAAACCGAUCGAGAUGAUCAUCAGUCUGCCGGGAAAGAUUGCUUCCAAUGCCCCAGUGCUGUCCAACCUAGGAUCGAAACACAAAGAAGACAUCAAUCCAGAAGUCGAUCAAGUUUGCGAGGACAAUGCGAAAAGUACUCCCAUGGUAGGAGAGAUUAACGUUCCUUCGGUUUCAGAACUCUGUGAUAUCGGAUUUCAAUUCUGCCCCACCUCUGGGGGCAUCACAUCGAUCGAACUGGACCUCAAGAAGAAGAGAAUCUAUCUUCCCGUCGUCACUUUGGAUGUUCAUUCCGAAGUGAUAAUGAGGAACUUAGUCGCCUAUGAAGCAACGGCUCUAUCAAAAUGUCUAGUUUUUACUCGGUACACAGAACUGAUGAAAGGGAUUAUAGACACAGCCGAGGACACAAGGCUGUUGAGAGAGAAGAAGAUCAUCGUCAACCAUUUGAAAAGCGAUGCAGAGGUUGCAGAUAUCUUCAACGGGAUGAGCAAAAGCAUCAGGUGUACUCAUGUGCCCUACAUAGACAAAUUCAUUGAGAACGUGAACAAGAAUUACCAUAACACCCCCAAGGUUCGAGCUCGUGACUGCAUGAAGAAGAAUGUGUAUCGUUCAUGGAAGCUCCUAACUCUUAUUGGAGUUUUCCUUUUAAUGUUGCUGGUGGCUUUCCAAACAUUUUGCUCAGUUUAUCGCUGCAGUGGUGUUUUCUAUUCAAUCAGUGGCUCUGAUGAUUGAAUGUGGGUUAUAAUAUAUACAUCUUGGAUUAAUUAGUUGCAUAUGUAUUAUAUAUUGUUUCUCAUUUUUAAUGUACUUUUUUCUCUCGUCUAUCCUCUUCUAGUA
Messenger RNA from Diospyros lotus (date-plum), 1759 nucleotides. RefSeq names its product putative UPF0481 protein At3g02645. The coding region runs from base 59 to 1654 and encodes 531 amino acids. Lineage: Eukaryota; Viridiplantae; Streptophyta; Magnoliopsida; Ericales; Ebenaceae. The transcript has a single exon. The record is from RefSeq and is a predicted model, not a curated record.